Messenger RNA from Dendroctonus ponderosae (mountain pine beetle), 3726 nucleotides. Its product is annotated as cytochrome P450 6k1. The transcript is spliced from 6 exons. Gene Ontology annotation, molecular function: oxidoreductase activity, acting on paired donors, with incorporation or reduction of molecular oxygen; heme binding; monooxygenase activity. NCBI's taxonomy places the organism in Eukaryota, Metazoa, Arthropoda, Insecta, Coleoptera, Curculionidae. The coding region runs from base 2125 to 3609 and encodes 494 amino acids. The record is from RefSeq and is a predicted model, not a curated record.
AUAUUGGAAAGUAAUUUUAGAAUGUGGACCUUUUAAACGUGAAAUUUGUCCGUUUGAUACCGGAUUUCCACUGUUAGGGGUCACAAAUUUUGCAAUCAUUUUGGCAACAAAUAAGUUAGCAUUUGAGUUAAACUUUGCAUCUAUAGCGCAAAUUGAUUUGGAUACACAUUCAAAUCUGCUGUGCUUCAACUGAUUUCUUGUAGUAUCUGAAAAACAGAUUUUCCGCUAGAAUAUCAUAAAUACCGGUAAAGUUGAACCAAACUAUUUACAACGGGGCAGUAACUUUUAACUAUUUUCAAAAGAAGCUACUUUGACUGUAAUUAUAUGGCUUAUUUCAUAUAGUUUUGGGAGUUAUUUUUGGGUUAUUCAAAUGACCUCAAAGAUUACUAGCGACUAAAUAUGAGAUUUGGUACCAUCUGUUGUUCUUGCGAAUUUGAAGUGGGCCGCCAAAAUCACCCUGUUAGAUAAUUAGCACAAUUAGUGAAAAUAAUCUCAGUAUUUUAAGCAACAUUAAAUACAAAUUUGGAUAAGGGCUGUUGAUUGACUAAUGUGUUUUGAGUUGUAUGUUGUACAGCAAAGGCUCUGCCUUUUUGUGAUUUUAUUUGUUUUUUACUUAUUUCAUAUUACAUAAAUUGCCCAAUAUAAUUUGGUUACAAUGUUUGAUUAAUUAACUAACCUAAAUUAAAUUUGAUGCGCCAAAUAACAUGUAUAGGGUGUUCCAAAUAAAGUGUGCACUUUAGACAGUGACUCGGUUCAAUCUUAAUAUAUAUUACUCGGUAUAUUAGUAGUUAUAUUAUCGGUAUUAUAUAUAUUACUCGGUAUAUUAUAAGGUAGUGCUUCUUUCGUGGCUUCAUAAAUGCUGGAUGCUCCGAGUUUGUCGUUAAUAAUGAAACACCACAGUUAUCAACCAAAUUAAUUUGCGGGGUUCGAGCACGCAACUACUAUUGAACGUGGAAUUAUUUAGGAAGGGCUGAAAUAAGUUUAUUGCUUUGCACAUUUUUCGAACAAUUAAAUUUGGUGAAAACAUUACAUCAUAUUAUCGAUUGUUAUUCAAAUUACGGUCAAAAUAAGCCGAUAUCAUGAUAUUUUAGAAAAAAAAUAUGCAAUAAUAAAUCAAUUUAAACAUGUAAUUUUUAACCUUCACAUUUGUUGUUUUUUGACUAUGAGAUAAGAAAACGUAGUAGUAACUGAAACAUAAUUGAGAUAGGCACUUAAAGCUCUAAUUAUUUUCAAUAAAUAAAUAAUUGUAUGAUUACAUAGUAUCAGUCACAUUCAAUGUUUAAAACAAUUAUCCAGUAUCCCAGGGUCGCGUUUAGCAAUCCAUAAUAAACAAUUUUAAUAUUAUUUUCUAUCUAUAUCUAUAUCUAUAUAUGAAAAUUCUAUUAACUAUAUUAAUCAGCAAAUAGCUGGAAUAAAUACAUGUAACGUUUAACAUAUAAUAAAUUAGCAAUUCGUAUUUUCUUGUUGAUAAAGGCAACAUAUAGGUAUAAAUUUGCAAAUAGGACUUUUUAUUUUACUAAGGCGGCAAAUAGAUUUUGUUUAGCUUCACAACCAUAAGCGGCCCACAUCUUCAGUGGUAAUUUUUCAAAAUCGGCAAUGUAGGGAUUUCUUAAGCCCGAGUCCUAUUUAUUUAUGAAUGUGUGGCUAUUCGUUGUUAUUUUUGGCUUGCUCCUCUUGACUUAAAUUUGGGUUAACGUGCUCUGAUAUAAAAUACUGAUGGAUAUGAUCCGACCCUGAUCUUUUUCGAUUUAAACAGCAAUUAUAUCACAUUGCUGUUAUGUCGAUAUUCUAAAGAGAUUGCUUUAGAAAAGUGAUAUAGAGUUAUUAAUAACAUUCCGAUAACAUUUUGGUGUCAAAUAAGAAUACAAAAAAGGAUAAGUUGUUUGAACGAUUGACAUUUGUUCAUUGCAUUGCCCAAAAUUAUUUCAGAUAUUUUGCAAAUGAGAACGGGAGUUAAAUUUAAUUUAACAAAGCCCAGCAAUACAAAAUUUACGGUUUACGAAAAGUGUGGUGAUUUAUUGCGAACGUAAAAGCUGAGGACACAAGCCAAUACAUGUAAGCAGAAUACGCAAUCUACGUGCAUUUAACGGAUAAUUAGUAUUUCUAAGAUUUUACUCUUUAUAGAUGGCGACUGUGUUAAUAUUGAGUACCAUUGUACUGGUAUUAAUAUGUACCCUAUUAGAUAAAUAUUUCACUAGAAAUUUCAACUACUGGAAAUCAAAGAAUGUAUUUUACAUUAAUCCUAUACCACUGCUCGGAAAUAUGCUGCCCGCCUUGACGAUGAAGACAACGCUAGGAGAAUGGUUGGGUGACUUAAGCCAUAAAAUCAAAAAGGACUACUUUGGAAUUUUCGUAUUCGAUCAACCAGUUUUGGUGGUUCAAUCCCCAAAGCUGGUAAAACUGAUACUACAAAAAGACUUUGAAUACUUUCAAAACAGAUCAUCGGCCCAUUACGAACACGAUCCGAUUUUGUCCAAUUUUAUGUUCAUUGCUAAAAAUCCACAGUGGAAAGCUGUACGAUCAAAAUUCAGUCCAGUUUUUUCUACUGGAAAAUUAAAACAAAUGUUUUCACAUAUCUUAAACGAAGCUAACCUUAUGGUGGAUUACGUCAGCAAUUUAGCUAACGUGCCUAAUGUUGAAUCCAAGGAAAUAUGUGCGAAAUUUUCGACUAAUGUUAUAGCAAGGUGUGCAUUUGCAAUAGACGCUGGAUGCUUCAACACAGAAAAUGCCGAAUUCAGGUAUCUUGGGAGGCAAUUGUUUGAUUUUCGGUACUCUACGGCUUUUCGAUUGUUUUCCGGUUUUCUAGCCCCGAAGCUAGCCAAUGCACUUGACAUAUCACUUUUUGAUCCUCGCGUGCUUAACAGAUUAAGCAGUAUAUUUGGAGAAAUUCUAUCAAGUAGAAUCUCUACUCCCGAGCUCAAAGGGAAGGAUUUGAUUGAUAUAAUUAUCGAAGAGAGUAAAAACAAGAAUGUCCAUUUUGAUCAAAAUGUAAUGAUGGCGCAAGCCUUACAGUUCUUUGCUGCAGGAUUUGAAUCAGUCAGUGCAAUUUUGAGUUUUACACUGUAUGAACUUUGCGUCAACCCACAGUUACAGGAUCGCCUUAGAACUGAAAUAUUUGAAAACCUUGAGAAGCAUGAUGGAAUUACCUGCGAGGGUGUGUCUGAAAUGAAAUUUUUAGAUAUGUGUAUUGCAGAAACUCUGAGAAAAUAUCCAGCACUUCCAUUUCUGGAUAGAACUUGCUUGCGUGAUUAUAAAGUAGAAAAUUCAGAUCUCGUCAUCGAGAAAGCUACGGCUGUUUACAUUCCAAUGUUUGCAUUACAUUACAAUCCUGAGUUUUUCCCCCAACCUGAGAAAUACGAUCCACAGAGAUUUGCGGACAAAUCGAAAAUCAAUAAAGAAGGACUGUAUUAUGUUCCUUUUGGUGAUGGGCCUAGAAUAUGUAUUGGCAAUAGGUUUGGGUUGUUGACUGUAAAAAUUGGUUUGGUAAGUUUAUUAUCUAAUUAUAAGCUGGAAGCAACAUCUCAAACUCCAAGGCCAAUAAAAUUCGAACCAAAAGCCCUGAUUCUACAAUCUAAUGUGGGCGUACCUUUGAAAUUUGUACCAUUUUGAUUUAUUAUAAAAUAUAGUAACAUUUGAAGGUUAAAAUGUAUUGGCUAUUUGUACCCUUCAAAAAGAUCCUUAAUGUAUGGAGUAAUGCAUUAAAUAAAGAGAAACCCAUAUUUAAAA